Molecule: messenger RNA, 925 nt
Organism: Gossypium raimondii (Peruvian cotton)
Lineage: Eukaryota; Viridiplantae; Streptophyta; Magnoliopsida; Malvales; Malvaceae
Exons: 2
Coding region: 135-800 (221 amino acids)
Molecular function (GO): hydrolase activity
Source: RefSeq, a predicted model, not a curated record
ACAAACACUGUAAACUCCCAUUAAAAAAAAAAAAUCUUUUCACACCUCAUUCAAUUCGUUCUUUACUUUCAAGCCCCCCCCCCCAACUUUUUCUCCAUUAAUUUCAUCUCUCUCUAUAAGCUUUCAAUCCAACAAUGCCCAACUAUACAUUAGAGUCAUCCACAGUCGAAACCCUUGAUGGAGUCAACCUAAUGACCAGAAUUUUCAAACCAAAACAAGUGAAAGACAACAUGGUAAUCGUCCUUGUCCAUCAAUACUCCAUCAUGGGUGGUUGUCAAGCUCUUAUGAAAGGUAUGGCUUCUGGGUUAGCUGAAAAAGGUUACGCCGCCGUCACUUUUGAUAUGAGAGGUGUCGGACAGUCGACCGGGAAACCUUCUCUUACAGGUUUUGCUGAAGUUGCCGAUGUUGUUGCUGUUUGCAAUUGGGUUUCUCAAAAUCUGUCUCCUAAUAAGAUUUUGUUGGUGGGUUCUUCUGCAGGGGCACCAAUUGCUGGUUCUGCAGUAGAUCAAAUUGAGCAAAUCAUUGGCUACGUAAGUCUGGGUUACCCUUUUGGCAUGAUGGCCUCAAUCCUUUUCGGACGUCACCAUAAAGCCAUUCUUCAGUCCCCAAAACCGAAACUCUUCGUCAUGGGAACUGAGGAUGGGUUUACGAGCGUGAAACAGCUUGAUAACAAGUUGAAAUCAGCAGCAGGUCACAAUGAAACACGUUUAAUCGAAGGAGCUGGCCACUUCGAAAUGGAAGGCCCUGCUUUUGAUUCUGAGAUGGUGAAAUGUAUCCUUGAAUUUAUUGCCUCUUUGUAGGACAAGCAACCAGUUCUUGUACUAGUUGCUUGAUGAAUUUUGCAUUGCUUUUGCAUUUAUUGAUUUUUUUGUGUAUAUAUAUAUAUUGCAACUUGCAGGAAGUUAGACCUUUUUUGGUUCCCAAA